AAAAGAUUCCCCCCCCCCCAAGGGAAAACACCAGUCACCGACAUCAAAAUGGCUCCUGGACGCACCACGAAACGCAGACGGGUGAGUCCCCCCGGCGACGACGAAAAUGCCUCCUCGCGACCUUCUGGCGCCCCUAUUGGCGACUUCUACAGCCAUGCCGCUGAAUGGGACCUCGAACAAGACUAUGAGCGCCGACCCCGCAAAUCCAGCAAGAAGGACAAGGAGCGCACCCGAUUGCCCAUCAAGACGGCGGAGGGCUUCCAGACCAUGGAGGAGCCUGAGAUCGAAGCGGAGGAGUCCGACAGCUUUCUCGGGACAGACGACGAUGAGGACGAGGGGAUGGACGAUACGGGCGCGGACGAGGACGAGGACGACGAGGAGGAAGUGAAGGAAGAAGCGCCCAAGAUCCCUCUGAAGGUGCAGAUCAUCCAGGCGAAGGAAGAGAUCGCCAGGCUGGCUACGUUAAUCAACGAAGAUCCGGAGGAGCACAUCCCAUUGUUCAAGACGAUGGCCGAGAUGGUGGACCCCAGCAAGCACGUUGCUAUCCAGAAGCUCGCCCUCGCCUCGCAAGCCGCAGUAUACAAGGAUGUCAUCCCCGGGUACCGCAUCCGCCCGCUCACCGACCAAGACAUGACCGGCAAGAUCUCCAAGGAAGUGCGCAAACUCCGCAGCUACGAGCAGUCCCUCCUCUCCAACUACAAGCAUUACAUCGGAAAGCUGGUCGAGAUCACCAAGCCGCAAAAACGAGACGCCGCCCCCGUCGAUGCGGGCCUGAAGACGAUCGCGAUCAACUGCGCGUGCAACCUGCUGCUUUCCGUCCCGCACUUCAACUUCCGCACCGAGUUGCUGAAGAUCCUCAUCAAUCGGCUGGCCCGGAGACAGGUCGACGCGGAUUUCGUCAAGUGCCGUGAAACUUUGGAGGAUGUUUUCCAAAAGGACGAGGAUGGCGUGGUGUCGCUGGAGGCCGUUCGCCUGCUCUCCAAGCUGAUGAAGGCGAAGGAGUUCCGCGUCCACGAAAGUGUGCUGGACACGUUCCUCAGCCUGCGGCUGCUGUCGGAAUUCGCGCACAAGGCCUCCCGGGACCGGAUCGAGCGCGAGCCCGAAGAGGACAACUUCGGAGGCAAGAAGCCCAAGCAGAAACGGGAGUUCCGCACCAAGAAGGAGCGCAAGGUGCAGAAGGAGCGAAAGGCGGUCGAGAAGGACAUGAAGGAGGCGGACGCGCUGGUGUCGCAUGAGGAGCGCGACAAGAACCAAGCCGAGACCCUCAAGCUGGUCUUUGGCGUCUACUUCCGCAUCUUGAAGCUCCGCAUCCCCACCCUCAUGGGCCCCGUCCUCGAGGGUCUGGCCAAAUACGCCCACCUGAUCAACCAGGACUUCUUCGGUGAUCUGCUGGAGGCGCUGAAGGAGCUGAUCGCGCACGCCGAUCGCGACGAGGAAGAGAACCACGCCGAGGAGGCCGAGGACGAGGACCACAGUAACGCGCAGACCAGCACGCGGGACGCACACCGCGAAGCCUUGCUGUGCACGGUCACGGCGUUCGCGCUGCUGGAAGGGCAGGACGCCAGCAAAGCGGCGGCCAACCUGCACCUGGACCUGAGCUACUUCGUCCGGCACCUGUACCGCUCGCUGUACACGCUCUCCAUCAACCCGGACGUGGAAUACAACCCGGACAAGUCGCUGCGGCUGCCGGACCCAGACUCCCACGCGGCACGCCAAAGCGCCCCGCGCUCCCGCAAGAAGGUCAACUUCCAGACGCCGACCGUCCUGCUCCUCCGCUGCCUCCACUCCACGCUCAUCUCGCGGGCGCACGGCAACCCGCCGCCCGUGCGCCUGGGCGGGUUCGCCAAGCGGCUGAUGACCUCCUCGCUGCAGCUGCCGGAGAAGUCGGCGAUCGCGACGCUCGCGCUCAUGAACCAGGUGGCGCGGCACAACGCGCGCCGCAUCGCCUCGCUCUGGCACAGCGAGGAGCGCCGCGGGGACGGCGUGUUCAACCCGUUCGCCGCGGACAUCGAGACCACCAACGUGUUCGCGGGCACGGUGUGGGAGGGCGAGCUGCUGCGCAACCACUACUGUCCCCAGAUCCGGGAUGCGGCGUUGGACAUCGAGAAGAUGAUUGUGACCAGGAAUUGAUUGUCUGUUGCGUAUCUGUUUUCUCUCAGCGAGUGUGUAAAAAUACCUUUUGAUAAUUCAACGGUGGAUGCCAG
Aspergillus japonicus CBS 114.51 is the source of this 2204-nucleotide messenger RNA. Its product is annotated as nuclear export protein Noc3. Gene Ontology annotation, cellular component: nucleolus. NCBI's taxonomy places the organism in Eukaryota, Fungi, Ascomycota, Eurotiomycetes, Eurotiales, Aspergillaceae. The record is from RefSeq and is a predicted model, not a curated record. The coding region runs from base 49 to 2130 and encodes 693 amino acids. The transcript has a single exon. Gene Ontology annotation, molecular function: chromatin binding. Gene Ontology annotation, biological process: DNA replication initiation.